AUGACUGCUUCUUCUUAUGCUUGCCCUCGUUCUUCCCUCUUCUCCUUGACUAUGAGAUUAUUCCCGGCUGAUUGGGAAAAGGGGGCAGUUACUCUUGAGCCAAGAAUUGGGCUAUCCGUAGCUAGGACUGGUAGUGAAAUUCAAAGGAUCGCUGCCAAAGGAGGGAUGAUAGCAGCCCGCUGUAAGCCGGAAGUGACCUCGGGAGGACCCGCUUCCAAAGCCCACUAUCCUGACUACCCAAAUGAGAUGAUUGAGGCUGGUCUGCAUCUUGAACUUCUUUGGCUACCGCAUACCCCGACUUCACCGUGUAAUUUCCAUUUUAAGUCAACCCCCAAAUCCAUUCAUCAGCGAGCUACUUUAACUGCCAAAAGAGCGGAGCAACUCGAGUUAGACGAGAGGCGGGGAUGUAAUUUCAAAGAGGCUCGACCGGACCCAAGAACCGGACAGAAGACAGGCCCCACUGUGAUACCUCGUGCAAGUUCUAGUUAA
Dovyalis caffra is the source of this 489-nucleotide messenger RNA. The record is from the annotation of a GenBank genome assembly. NCBI's taxonomy places the organism in Eukaryota, Viridiplantae, Streptophyta, Magnoliopsida, Malpighiales, Salicaceae.